Messenger RNA from Trifolium pratense (red clover), 1073 nucleotides. Its product is annotated as nuclear transcription factor Y subunit C-1-like. Gene Ontology annotation, biological process: regulation of DNA-templated transcription. Gene Ontology annotation, cellular component: nucleus. The transcript is spliced from 2 exons. Lineage: Eukaryota; Viridiplantae; Streptophyta; Magnoliopsida; Fabales; Fabaceae. Gene Ontology annotation, molecular function: DNA-binding transcription activator activity, RNA polymerase II-specific; DNA binding; protein heterodimerization activity. The record is from RefSeq and is a predicted model, not a curated record. Bases 88 to 747 code for a protein of 219 amino acids.
CAAUCAUCCAAAAACAAUUUCCUUCCAUUGAAUUCCCAAUUCCAUCAAAAAAUCAACAGCCACCAAUUUCUUCUUUCCACAUCAAUCAUGGAGAACAACCACAACAACCAACAACAAUAUCCAACGCCACAACCCACGGCGGUUACAUCUGCAGCACCAUUCCAACACCUCCUCCAACAACAACAACAACAGCUUCAAAUGUUCUGGUCAUACCAAAGACAAGAAAUCGAACACGUUAACGACUUCAAAAACCACCAACUACCAUUAGCACGCAUUAAGAAAAUCAUGAAAGCCGAUGAAGAUGUUCGUAUGAUCUCUGCUGAAGCACCAAUCCUUUUCGCCAAAGCAUGUGAACUUUUCAUUCUUGAACUCACCAUUCGUUCAUGGCUUCAUGCUGAAGAAAAUAAACGAAGAACAUUACAGAAAAAUGACAUUGCUGCUGCUAUUACUCGUACUGAUAUUUUUGAUUUUUUGGUUGAUAUUGUUCCGAGAGAUGAGAUUAAAGAAGAAGGUAAUAUUGUUGGUGUUGGUGCUACUGCUAGUGGUGUUCCUUAUUAUUAUCCUCCUAUUGGUCAACCUGCUGGUGGAAUGAUGAUUGGUCGUCCGGCUGUUGAUCCGGCUACCGGUGUUUAUGUUCAGCCUCCUUCUCAGGCUUGGCAGUCUGUUUGGCAGACUGGUGCUGAUGAUGGUUCAUAUGCCGGUGGUAGCGGCGGUCAGCACAAUGUUGAUGGCCAGAGUUCAUGCUAAUGUCUGGAAAUGGUUCCGAUGUUUCUUGUGGUUUCCUUUUUGCUCAGCAGCUGAGUGGCAAUGCUGCUGAUGACGGACUGUCAAGACUUAUAAAGAUGCUGGACUUCUGCAAAGUUGCUUGGAAUUUUUUAUUUCUUGCAAUUUAGAAAUGAUUUUGUUAACUUAAUUUGUAUGGGAUGACAUCAAGAACAUGUUAACUUGGUGAUAAACAUCAUGAUUUAACUACCUAUGUACAAAAAAUUAAAAUCUAACAAUGAUCCUUCUGUGCAAUGCAUGAAACAUCAUGUUUGAUCAUCUGCUAAUGGAGUGAAGCCUGUAUUUCUUCA